GCACUAUUCUCUUCUCGACUUCCUUCAAAGAAACAUCGUGCAUCAUCAGAUUAUCAUUAGAGUGGACUCGUCUCUCGUCCUCGUCGUCACCUACUACACAAUUCACAACUCGCUACAACAAUCAAGCAACAACUUUGCAGUUCACUACCAAAACUUUUCAAAAAGACUUUUCUUCACUUGAUCAUUGGUACACAAUCUGCUAAAACUGUACACAUGUGUGUUACGUGACAUUAUUAUACCACCAGAAUGAAGGAUACAAAGUUUGUUUAGUACUCGUAUGUUUUGUACACGUAUGAACAUGUACGAUAAGCAUGCAAUUAUGGAACCACUGCUAAAUAGUGCAAUCAAACUAUUAUAAGCUAAUACAGUGAUUAAAAAUAUAUUAACUUUGUGCAGCUUGUAAUCCAUUGCAUACAUACUAUUAUCACAAACUGUCAAGUGCAAAAACGAGUUUCAUAAAGAAGCUAACUGAAAAGCACGGUUUUUUUUUCUGGUGAGCAAGUGCAAAUUUGGUUUCUUGCGGAAAUGCCAGGAAUUGAAUAUAAUGUUUCAUGAUGAUAUACAAAUCUGAUCAAAGUUCAGCUUCAUUCGGUGGAGUAUCUCAUUUAGUCUUAACUUAUCUCGGGCUGAUUUUGAUACAACUUCAGCUCAAUUUUGAGAACAGUGUAGCAUUUACCUCUGCUAGAGGGUCGACGCUAACUGCAGUUCAUCCACAAAGGAUCUUUUAUGCCAAUGGGAUGAAUAAGACGUCUUUACCAGAAUGUGGACAUUUGUCCGUUUGCAACAAGAUUGAUGUUUACGACAAGCUGUGGAUUGAAAAACAAUGCAAGUGCCCCUCUCAUGCCCCCGUCUGCUCAACUUCCACCCAUUCAAAUGAUGGUCACACUGUUAGCGAUAAGACUCGACUUUAUAAGAUUUGCGAACCCGUGAGAAAAUUGCCAAAAUGUAGAUACUUUCGUGAUAUCACGUGGGUGCUGACUACGAAAAAUGAUACUUUAGUGAACCAGGUAGUCAACUGCAUUUGUCCGAAAGAUUCUGUAGCAUACAUGAUCAAACGUCAAGCGUUCACAGAAUCCGACGAUAGCGUAGGGUUCAGAUACUCGUUUGCCUGCUCACCUCCAACCCGGGUUCUAUGCCAGAGGAAGGAGCCUUGCAGACUAUUCAGUGUAAAAAGAAGAUCCUCGUUUACGGAAGUGAACACUAGUGUAUUGUGUCACUGUCCGAGAGGCUUUGAGUGUCCAAGUCAUCAUACCGACUCCACUGUUAUUCCUGGAAAAUUCUAUGACCUCUUGACCAGGACAUUUUCUGGCUACUGUGUAUAGCAUAUGAAGGUCUUAGUCUUGAGCACUUUCAACCAAAAUCAUGACAUUAUUUUUCUCCACUCCUCUUGGAGCUUCUACUUAGCCUAUUAGAUUAAUAACAAUAACGGUGCCAUGAAGCUCUCAAUGAGCAAAAUACGUGAGAAAACAUAUAUUUCACAUAUUUGUGAAUAGCAAGAAUAGUAUUUCACAUAUGUCGUAGCGAAUUAGAUUAGUGAAGUGAUGUUAAAGCUAAAAUGAACAAAAGUAUGUAUAACAAAUGAAGAAGAUAUACAAAAUCCUUAAACAAGACUGGUGAAGUUAUGAAUAUUUCAAUAUCAACUUUCUUAAACUUUCCUAAUAGAAAUGAGAGAAACGUGUUAAAGGCCAAACUUUUUGCUCAAACGAUAUAAUGCAACUGAAGCAGUACUACUACUACUACUACAGAUCACAAAAAUACGGUACAACCAAGUUAAAAAACUGCAAGUAGAGACGUAUUUCUAUAGUACAACGAUAUAAAGUAUUUUUGGAAUGGAUGACAAUCAGGAAACCAUAGUCAAUAUUUGUCGGCCUCAAGGUUAUAACAGGGCUGGUAUUUAGAUUUUAAUUUACAGC
This is a messenger RNA of Folsomia candida, 1913 nucleotides long. It is a transcript of the gene aos, whose product is annotated as protein giant-lens. The record is from RefSeq and is a predicted model, not a curated record. The coding region runs from base 552 to 1322 and encodes 256 amino acids. NCBI's taxonomy places the organism in Eukaryota, Metazoa, Arthropoda, Collembola, Entomobryomorpha, Isotomidae. The transcript has 5 exons.